CGCUCUCCCACCUGUCACAGGCCCCAGAGCUCCAGCAGCUGCCCGGCUUCUCGCCCGUAAUCCCGCACUAAUCCCCGACACCUGCCUGCCCCAUGGCUGAGUACCACAAGCCCGACCAGCAGACCCUACAGGCCCUCAGGGACACGGCCAAUAGGCUGCGAGUUCUCUGCAUUAAAUCCACCACAGCAGCUGGAUCUGGGCACCCCACAUCAUGUUGCAGCUCAGCAGAGAUCAUGUCUGUCCUGUUUUUCCAUACCAUGAGGUACAAACCCCUGGACCCCCGGAACCCCAACAAUGACCGCUUUGUGAUGUCCAAGGGUCACGCUGCGCCCAUUCUCUACGCCGCUUGGGCCGAGGCCGGGUUUGUGAAGGAAGCGGAGCUACUGAAUUUAAGGAAACUGGACUCCAUUCUGGAAGGACACCCUGUGCCUAAACAAGAGUUUGUGGAUGUGGCAACGGGAUCUCUGGGGCAGGGGCUCGGCGCUGCCUGCGGCAUGGCGUACACCGGCAAAUUCUUCGACAAAGCCAGCUACCGGGUGUUCUGCCUCCUGGGGGACGGAGAGGUCUCAGAAGGCUCAGUGUGGGAGGCCAUGGCCUUUGCUGGAUUUUACAAGCUCGACAACCUCGUUGCCAUCUUUGACGUCAACCGUCUCGGGCAGAGCGACCCGGCGCCUCUCCAGCACAAAGUCGAAGUCUACCAGAAACGCUGCGAAGCCUUCGGGUGGCACAGUGUUGUGGUCGAUGGACACAGUGUGGAAGAGUUGUGCAAGGCUUUCUGUCAUGUCAAGAACCAACCAACUGCCAUCAUUGCCAAGACGUUUAAGGGCAAAGGGAUUUCAGGGGUGGAGGAUAAAGAGAACUGGCACGGGAAGCCCCUCCCCAAAGACUUGGCUGAGCAGUCCAUUAAAGAGAUUGAAGGAAAGAUCAAAAGCAACAAGAAACUGACCCCCACCCUCCCGGUGGAAGAUGCCCCAGCCGUAUGCAUCAAAAACAUCAAGAUGCCAUCACCCCCAGGAUACAAGUUGGGGGAGAAGAUGGCAACCCGCAAAGCUUACGGACUGGCGCUCGCCAAGAUGGGCCACGCCAACGACCGAGUCAUCGCUCUGGACGGGGACACGAAAAAUUCCACUUUUGCAGAACUGUUCAAGAAAGAGCAUCCGGAUCGCUACAUCGAAUGCUACAUUGCUGAGCAGAACAUGGUCAGCGUUGCCGUUGGCUCCACCACACGAGACCGCACUGUGGCCUUUGCCAGUGCCUUUGCCACGUUCUUCACCAGAGCCUUCGACCAGAUCCGGAUGGCGGCCAUAUCUGAGAGCAACAUCAACCUGUGCGGCUCCCACUGCGGUGUCUCCAUAGGGGAGGACGGACCCUCUCAGAUGGGUUUGGAAGACUUGGCCAUGUUCCGGGCUGUCCCCACCGCAACCGUAUUUUACCCAAGUGAUGCCGUAUCUACAGAGAAGGCGGUGGAGUUGGCAGCAAACACAAAGGGGAUUUGCUUCAUAAGAACGAGUCGCCCAGAGAAUGCUGUUAUUUACAGCAGCACCGAGGAAUUCAAAAUCGGACAUGCCAAGGUGGUGGCACAGAACAAAGAUGAUCAGGUGACAGUAAUCGGCGCGGGUGUGACCCUGCAUGAAGCACUCGCAGCGGCUGAGCAGCUUAAGAAAGAUAAAAUCAACAUCCGAAUCAUCGACCCGUUCACCAUCAAACCGCUGGACAAGAAGACGAUUGUGGAGAAUGCCAAAGCCACCAACGGGCGGUUAAUAACUGUGGAGGAUCAUUACCACGAAGGCGGCAUUGGAGAAGCCGUGGCUGCAGCCGUGGUCGGGGUCCCCGGCAUUACUCUGAAAUCCUUGGCUGUGUCCCACGUGCCACGUAGCGGCAAGCCCACCGAGCUGCUCCGGCUGUUUGAAAUCGACAGUGAGGCUAUCGUGGCGGCUGUGAAAGGGCUGGUGUCCCACGCGACCAACUCCAAGUAACUCCGCCUCUUCCCGGUGCCACCAUCGCCGCUCUCAUAACCCAACGCUUCACUUAUUACAUUUUUAUAUUCCAAUAAAGGCUCUGAGAACAAA
This is a messenger RNA of Xenopus tropicalis (tropical clawed frog), 2069 nucleotides long. It is a transcript of the gene tkt, whose product is annotated as transketolase. The record is from RefSeq and is marked provisional. Gene Ontology annotation, molecular function: transketolase activity; transketolase or transaldolase activity. NCBI's taxonomy places the organism in Eukaryota, Metazoa, Chordata, Amphibia, Anura, Pipidae. Gene Ontology annotation, biological process: glyceraldehyde-3-phosphate metabolic process.